AAAACUUCUGUGUUGUGUGUGUGAGCGGCGGUCAGAGCUUUACGCACAGCUCAGCAGUGUUUCACGUAGAGAAAAGCAUUUUUUUGUCUUUUGCGUUAAACACCAAAACGAUCGCCUCAGUCCCACCAGAAUCCAUGCACGGUACGGAUGGUACGAGCUUUGAAGCCCAGCAUCGCCGACUCGUCCCCUGAUUCCACGCACCGAGUUUGGAGACACUGUACGGCUGCGUCACUCCAGGGGGUUCAUGUACUGGAAAAAUGAAGUUUUGUCCCCUCUCUCAGAGGGAAAUAAGAUUCUGUCCGACGGAAUUCCCACGAAGCAGGUGAUCUCUGCUGAGCACCAGAGUACACCGGGAGCCUCGCGCUGCAGUGUGGAGUCCAAACACGCGACAAUGUCUCAAUCGGACGCAGAAUCGCAGCGGUCCAACAUGGAGCGGGAGGACACGCGUUCGUCCCCGAGCACCCCGUCCACCCCCUCCGUGUGCUCGCCGACCUCCACCACCAGCUCCGUGCCGUCCACCGGGAAGAACGUGUGCGCCAGCUGCGGUCUGGAGAUCGUGGACAGAUAUCUGCUGAAGGUGAACAACCUGAUCUGGCACGUGCGCUGUCUGGAGUGCUCAGUGUGCAGGACGUCUCUGCGUCAGCACAGCAGCUGCUACAUCAAGAACAAAGAGAUCUUCUGUAAAAUGGAUUAUUUCAGUAGGUUUGGUACUAAGUGUGCCCGCUGUGGGCGGCAGAUAUAUGCCAGUGACUGGGUUCGCCGCGCCAGGGGAAACGCAUACCACUUGGCUUGUUUUGCGUGCUACUCGUGUAAGAGGCAGCUGUCCACAGGAGAGGAGUUUGGCUUGGUGGAGGAGAAGGUCCUGUGCCGGAUCCACUACGACACCAUGGUGGAGAACCUCAAACGAGCGGCUGAGAGUGGCAAUGGCAUCACAUUAGAAGGAGCUGUCCCCACAGAACAAGACAGUCAACCCAAACCGGCCAAAAGGGCACGGACAUCCUUCACUGCAGAACAGCUCCAGAUCAUGCAGGCUCAGUUUGCCCAGGACAACAACCCAGACGCCCAGACGCUACAGAAACUAGCUGAUAUGACGGGCCUGAGCAGGAGAGUUAUCCAGGUGUGGUUUCAAAACUGCAGAGCAAGACACAAAAAGCACACGCCCCAGCACAGUGGGGCUCCACAAGGUCAUCCCCAGUCCAGAAUACCCUCGUCCCUGUCUGAUGAGCUGCAUUACUCCCCCUUCGGCAGUCCUGAGCGGGCGCGCAUGGUGGCCCUUCAUGGGUACAUUGACAGUCAUCCCUUCUCUGUCCUGACCUCUCAGAGCCUCCCUCACCAGGCCAUGUCGCUGCCCCAGCUUCCCCUCAGCCGCUAGCACUCCACCCUAACCCUCGUGACCCCUGAGCUCCAGGCCACAACCCUCCAUCUCGCCAUCAGCGUUGUCUGCCUGCCUGACCCGGAGGUCAAGCUUGGAGAAAAGACUAAUCUUACACACAGGAGGGGCUCACUCUGUGUCCGCCCACUCGGACACAGAAGAGGAAAGCUGAAAGUGUCUUUUUUUUUCCGUCUCUCUGGGGACAGGAAUAUCCCACCUGCAGCCAGUCGUCUGACAAAGCAUUUAUCAUUAGCAGGAACUCACAGACUAAAUGGUUUACGCCACCAAAAGGACCCAUUUUGCUUCAAGUGUACAGCGUCCUACUCUGCUCAUCCACCCUCCGACUGGAAGGUGGAGUGAGUUUUGAAAAGGAUGAGACUGAUCAGGGAAGCAGGACUGAUGCCUCUUAAAUGAGAGUCAGAAUAUUGAAGAAAAACAAAGAGAAAGGGGAAAGUUGAGGCGGAACUGUCAUUGUGGCCCAAGGCAGACCACAUGCGAGGUAAGACUCCUCCCUCUUUUCUCUCUUAAGCAACCAUGAAGGAGAAAUGUUCAUAAAAUAUCUUCACCAUUGAAAUAUUUCUUUUAGGGAUGACUUCGUGAUUCUGCAUCUCAAAAAACUGC
Messenger RNA from Paralichthys olivaceus (Japanese flounder), 1993 nucleotides. RefSeq names its product LIM homeobox 6a (gene lhx6a). NCBI's taxonomy places the organism in Eukaryota, Metazoa, Chordata, Actinopteri, Pleuronectiformes, Paralichthyidae. Gene Ontology annotation, molecular function: RNA polymerase II transcription regulatory region sequence-specific DNA binding; DNA-binding transcription factor activity, RNA polymerase II-specific. Gene Ontology annotation, biological process: neuron differentiation; regulation of transcription by RNA polymerase II; forebrain neuron development. The record is from RefSeq and is a predicted model, not a curated record. Gene Ontology annotation, cellular component: nucleus.